This is a messenger RNA of Closterium sp. Naga37s-1, 2289 nucleotides long. Lineage: Eukaryota; Viridiplantae; Streptophyta; Zygnematophyceae; Desmidiales; Closteriaceae. The record is from the annotation of a GenBank genome assembly.
AUGCUCCGAUCCUCCUCAGCUUCGUCAGCCGAACCCCCUGUCGGCAAUGAUGCGUCAAAUCCUUCUCACUCAAGCAUAGCCGCUGCCGCCGCUGCCGCUGUAGCCGCAGAUUUAGGAGAUAGUGUAGGCACAGGCGUGGGUUUGGGACUCGGAGCAGCCGCAGGGGUAGUGACGGAUCAGAUCAUUUCGACGGAUGAUCUUCCUGCGGCGAACGGAGUGGCAGACGCGGCGACAGACGCAGCGGGGCCGGAGGGUUUCAAUCCGAAAUUAGCGGGAAUUGAGGAGGAGGAGCGGCUGGUGAACGAGCUGGUGACGUGGCUGGAGGAUAAAGGCGUGAAAGGGAUUAGAGACGAGGAUGCGGCAAUUAAGGUAUUUAUUGACGCCAACACCACUCUCAAGGCUUCCGGCAGGUCCAGAGCGAACCUCCGCAUGGUGGCGCGGCGCCCCAUCGCGGAGGGCGAGGUGUUUCUGUCGCUGCCUCGCUCGCUCGCUCUCUCCGAAUCUCACGCGCAGGAAGAGGCAAAGCCGUACGAGGGGGAGGUGAGUGACCGGCCUAUCAGUAGACGCAGUGCAUGCGUUCACGGCGCUGGCGGCCAUUCCCCUCCCCUCAACAUCUCUGCCCCCCCCCCACCCCCCCAGGUGCACCCGUUCACGGCGCUGGCGGCGUGGGUGCUGAGGGAGCGGGGCAAGGGGCGCGCGUCCCUGUGGGCGCCCUUCGUGCGCCUGCUGCCCGCCCACCUGCCCUUCCCCCACCUCUUCUCCGACCGCCUCCGCACAGAGCUCCAAUCCCAGUCGCUGCUCUUAGCUACCGCAGAGCACAGGCGGAUGCUGUCAGAAGAGUACAAAAAGUGCCGGCCAGAGGCCAUUGCGAGUGCAACAGAGGAGGAGUUUCUGUGGGCGGUGGGCAUGGUCACCUCGCGUAUGUUCACACUCCUGCUCUUUCCCUACGCGGACCUCUUUGACACGGACAACGCGCCCGUCGCCAUGUGGCAGGACAACGGCACGCACAUCACGUUCACAGCCACGGGCAGCAUCUCUGCAGGCCAGCACGUGAGCGUGGAGUCGGGGCUGCUGGCAAACGAUGAGGCGCUGCUGACCCGCGGCAUGGCGCUGCAGACCAACUACCGUGACUCGGCGGACAUUUUCGAUUUCCCCGAGGUGGCGAUUGACUUCUUUGGAAGGCACUACUUCAGAACGCACUGGGAGUCAUUCAUGGAGACUGACGUGGAGCAGGUGUUUGCUGACAUGGAAAAGGCGCUCAAGGCGGAGGUGACCAAGGAUCGGUACAAGGGCGUGCCGGACGAGCCAGAGUUCAGGAUCGACACACAGGCGAGCCUGAGAGUUUGGUUCGGCGGGAGGCUCGAUCCGAGGCUGCUGGGAGGUCUGGCAGCCCUGCAUGCGCACGUGAUGAACAAGGAAGGUGAGAUCCGUCCCAUGCCUCCCUUUCCUCAUCCCGCCUCUCUUCCCGCCUCUUCAUGUCCCUUCCCUCCUCUUCUACCCCCCUCAUCUGCCUCCUUUCCAACCUCGGACUGCGAUUACAUGGCUCGCAGAGUGGAAGUGCACAGCUCACAGCCUCCUCUACUGCAUUCCUGCUUCCCGUCACCUAACUCCUCUCUCCUUACAUCAGUGACCCUUCUUUCCCUCUUUCUCUCCCACAGUCUCUUCAUCUCCCCCUCUCUCUUACUCUCCUCCUCUCUCUUCCUCUCCCCCUAUCUCUUCCUCUCCCCCUAUCUCUUCCUCACCCCCUCUCUCGUCUUCGUCAGGACCCCAAGACCACCCACUGACGACUAUGCCGCCUCUCCCUACAUCUCUCACCCUUCUCUCUUCCCCUGCAUUCACCUCCCUUUCCCUGCCUUCUCUCCUUGCAGCCCCCAACUAUGCGGCUCUGGCGGGGCUAGAGCCCCCGACUACGCAGCGCUAGCGCGGCCAGCAGUGGACUACAGCUGGCUCAAGGACCCCAAGACCACAUGCGACGACUACGCCGCCUCGCUCCCCGACAACCUCGGGGACGCCAUCCCCGCAGCCGGCACGGGCAUUCUCGAGCGCGCGAAGCAGAUGCUGAAGGCCAUGGGGACGACACGGGAGGGGGACCUGCAGCGCAUGUUGGUGGUGCAGGCGUGCAAGGUGCAGGUGCUGUAUGGGACGUAUCCCGGGGUCAAGCCGCUCAUGUGCCCGCCCGAGUUUGUACACGAGUUGCCGGAUUGGGAGGCGGCUCUGGCUUACAGGUUGUCAAAGAAGGAAGUGCUGUCGCAUGUGAUUGGCCGCCUCACAGCCACAUGUGAGGCGUAG